Molecule: messenger RNA, 615 nt
Organism: Trichogramma pretiosum
Lineage: Eukaryota; Metazoa; Arthropoda; Insecta; Hymenoptera; Trichogrammatidae
Exons: 5
Coding region: 1-615 (204 amino acids)
Biological process (GO): sensory perception of smell; detection of chemical stimulus involved in sensory perception of smell
Cellular component (GO): plasma membrane
Molecular function (GO): olfactory receptor activity; odorant binding
Source: RefSeq, a predicted model, not a curated record
AUGGUCUUUUGUUGGUUUGCCAUAUCAUUCAAUAAUCUUCAAUGCAUCACGAUAGGAUUCAUCAUUGCACACAUUCAUUGUUUACGAUACUACUUGAAUGAAAUAGAUAUUGAGUUUGAACAGAACGAAAAACGAAGAAACAUUUCAGAACAGAAAGAAGUGGACAGAAAACUUAUACAACUGAUUCACCAACAUCAAAGCUGCAUCAAACUUUAUGAGAAUUUGGAUAUUAUGGGAAAACCUUUGUUUUUUUGUUCAAUUACAACCAUCACAUUCAAUCUCGUGUGUUGUGGCACUGCGAUGGUAAUUUUAUUAGAUUCAGAUUUUUCAGGAGCAGCAAAAAUGUUUAUCAUUUAUUCGUGUUCAAUCAUAUCAUUUAUGUUACUCUGUGUUCCUAGUCAAUUGUUGAGCAAUGCUAGUUAUGAAUUUUAUAAAGAAAGUAAUUGCAUCAAUUUUCACAAAUACCCACCGAAAACCCGGGUUAUCUUAUUGAUAAUGAUGAUGAAAAUAUCGGAUACAUUUGUACUCCGAGCAGGACCAAUAUAUGAAUUGAGCUUUGAAACUUUCAGCGUAGUAAUUUCAUCGUUUCAAUUACAACUAAAGAGUCAAAAUUAA